This is a messenger RNA of Alternaria alternata, 730 nucleotides long. RefSeq lists its product as hypothetical. Lineage: Eukaryota; Fungi; Ascomycota; Dothideomycetes; Pleosporales; Pleosporaceae. Bases 376 to 693 code for a protein of 105 amino acids. The record is from RefSeq and is a predicted model, not a curated record. The transcript has a single exon.
GAGCUCUCUGACGACUGUUAUCGAGAUAACGCGGUUUUUAGAUAAAUAACGAAGAAGCGAUUCCUGUACCAGUAUUACAGAAGAAUUGUCAACUGGUACCCCUCCAGUGUUUUAGUACGCCGUAGGCAUUGACUUGCCCGUACCAUCCUCCGCAAACUUGGUAAUCUACAAGCACACGUGGCCUUCCUCCCUCACUUAAUCGGAGACGAUCGUGGCUGAAGUCAAGUUGCUGAAGUGCUGAUAGUGUGGAUUCGGGCCUUUUCUGAUUGCCUCACUGACAUGCUGCUAUUAUGUACGAAAGCCAAAGACCCGCGCCGCAAGCCACCAACCAUGAAAUGAUGGUACUGAUCAACGCCCCAUCCAUCUAUGAACAAGAUGUCGAGCAAGAUGUGCGGCAUUGCCGAUUCAUCCACACAGCCAGAUCGUACGGGGCCCACAUGCGCAGUGUUAAGAGACCAGCUACAAGAAUCUGGCAGGUGUACCGAUUACACCCUCCUUGCUGGAAACGAUAUUCAUAGGGCUGGCUUCGCAUCAAGCAGGCAGUGUCUCGAGCGGAGCGUCAGAAAGAGAACCGUAUGGCUCUUUUGGGGGACGUCGCUUCGUAGACCUUUCCUCUCAUUUACGCUGAUUACACUAACUUCUAUCACUUUUCUGUCCCAAAGCCUUUGGAGGGACGAGCAGGCUUGUAUAUGAAGUCACUCAGCUAUCUUGCAACCUUUUGAAGGGAUUA